Molecule: messenger RNA, 1472 nt
Organism: Mauremys reevesii (Reeves's turtle)
Lineage: Eukaryota; Metazoa; Chordata; Testudines; Geoemydidae
Product: H-2 class II histocompatibility antigen, E-S beta chain-like
Exons: 6
Coding region: 89-895 (268 amino acids)
Biological process (GO): immunoglobulin production involved in immunoglobulin-mediated immune response; immune response; peptide antigen assembly with MHC class II protein complex
Cellular component (GO): membrane; MHC class II protein complex
Molecular function (GO): MHC class II protein complex binding
Source: RefSeq, a predicted model, not a curated record
UCCCGGGGCUGGUGCUCGGAGCUGGGCAGAGAAGGUCUCAGUCUGGGGGGUCCCGAGGAGUUUCCAGGUCUCUCCCUCCUGAGCAGCGAUGGGGGCGGGUCGGAUCCUGGGGGCCGGGAGCCGCUGGGCUGGGGCUCUGCUGGUGACACUGACGGUGCUGAGAACCCACCUGGCUCGUUGCACGGAGCCCCCGAGGGGGUUCGUGUAUCAGGAGAACGCGGAGUGUUACUUCACCAACGGCACCGAGCGGGUCCGGUUCCUGGACCGCUACAUCUACAACCGGCAGCAGAUCCUGCACUUCGACAGCGAGCUGGGGGUGUUCGAGGCGGACACGGAGCUGGGGCGGCCGGACGCCGAGUACUGGAACAAGGACCAGGCGUUCCUGGCGCAGGCGCGGGCUGCGGCGGACACGUUCUGCCGACACAACUACGGGGCGGACGCGCCUUUCACCAUCGACCGGAGAGUUCAGCCCAAGGUGAAAGUUUCCCCCACGAAAUCGGGGUCCCAGCCCCACCCCCACCUGCUGGUUUGCUCGGUGACGGGGUUUUACCCCGGGGGGAUCGAGAUCCAGUGGCUGAAGAACGGGCAGGAGCAGACGGCCGGGGUGGUGUCCACGGAGCUGCUCCAGAACGGAGACUGGACCUUCCAGAUCCUGGUGAUGCUGGAGAUGAGCCCCCGGCGCGGGGACGUCUACACCUGCCAGGUGGAGCACGUCAGCCUGCGGGGGCCCCUCGCCGUGCACUGGGAGGCGCAGUCUGACUCCGCCAGGAGCAAGAUGCUGACGGGGGUCGGGGGCUUCGUGCUGGGGCUGAUCUUCCUGGCGCCCGGACUCCUCAUCUACCUGAAGAAUAAGAAAGGGCGCCCCGUUCCCCAACCUGCAGGGCUCCUGAGUUAGAUCCUGGGCGUCGGAUCCCCCGGCCGGCAGGAGUUUCCGUCCGUCUCCCCCAGCCCCUCGCCCAGCCCGGAGAAUGCAGAACCUGGGGCCGGUCCCUUCCUGUCCCCGCCUGCUCCCCGCGCUCUGCCCGGCUCCAGCCCGCACUGCCCCCCCGGGGACCCGUCCCUGCCCCUCAGUCCCAGCAGGGCUCUGGGGCGACCCUGUCACGCUAUCGAGUGGCUCACAAGUGUGGGGACCAAUCUCAGGGCACAGUUAGUACCCAGGGCACCAACCCCACAUUGGGUGAGUUCUGUACUGAGAUUUCACCAAAGUAUCGGGUGUGAACUCCACAGGCCCUGUAACAACGUAACCGCGGAGCCCCGGACAGUCCCCUUGGGCUCUGCUCUGUCUGGCCACCCCGGCCAGCCUGCCCCUGUGACCGAUCGAUCGUCCCUUCCCCCACAAAUCACAGCGACAUUCGGUCACUCCCUGUCCCACAGGACCAGUCGCUCACCCCAGGGCAGCGGCACCUUCGGUCUCACCGCACAGGCAACGCUUGUAGCCAGUCCUGUAAUAACCUCAGUAAAGAUUUGUUAAC